AUGAGAGCAAACGGCCUCACCGUCUUGGAUGCAGCGCCGCAAGGCAUAAUCAAUGUCAUCCAUGGCAUCAUUGAGCCGGCAAGGGUCUGCGAGCAAAGAUGGAUGAUCAAGAAAGCCGAGCACGUGAGGGAGGUGCUCUCCAUUCAGCCCGCCGUGAAGAAAAGGAAGACCGAGGAAAAGGACGUCCUGACCUUUUCAAGCAAAGACUUGGAGAGAAUUCAAAUGCCUCAUAACGACGCCUUAAUGGUGACCCUCCGCGUCAAAUACUUCGACAUUAAAAGAAUUCUAGUUGACCAGGGAAGUUCGGUCGAGAUCAUGUAUUAUGACGCCUUUAGACAGAUGAAGUUGGAGGACAAGGACUUGGCCCCCGUAACGUCUUCAUUGGUUGGCUUUAACUCUCAACCGAAAUGGCCGAUCGGAAAGAUCAUAUUGCCGGUCAAAGCGGGAUCAGUCACAAAGCAAGUGGAGUUCUGGGUGCUUAAGGUCCCAUCGACCUACAACUUAAUUUUGGACAGGGGCUGGUUGCAUGCCAUACAGGCGGUAGCAUCGAUCCACCAUCAGGUCUUGCGCUUUCCGACACCAGCCGGACAGAUAGAAGAGGUUUGGAAAGACCAGGUGAUGGCAAAAUAG
Camellia sinensis is the source of this 630-nucleotide messenger RNA. NCBI's taxonomy places the organism in Eukaryota, Viridiplantae, Streptophyta, Magnoliopsida, Ericales, Theaceae. The record is from RefSeq and is a predicted model, not a curated record.